This is a messenger RNA of Phytomonas sp. Hart1, 651 nucleotides long. The record is from the annotation of a GenBank genome assembly. NCBI's taxonomy places the organism in Eukaryota, Euglenozoa, Kinetoplastea, Trypanosomatida, Trypanosomatidae.
AUGCUUUCCUCAAAAGAGCUUUGGAACUUACCAUCUAGCAUUGGUAAUGGGGCGCGCUCACUAAGUGGCUCCACUAGCUAUUCCUUUCUUCCCUCUGCCUUAAUACAGGCCGGAGGAGGAGGACCCGCGCCGGGGAAUGGAGUAAUGCCCUCAUCCACCCCAUCGCAUGAUUAUUCACAGGAGGUAUGCAAGUAUUUCGUAAACGGUGGCUGCCUUCGCGGUUCGGCCUGCCCGUACUUGCAUGAGCUUCCUGAUGAGCGUCAUCUAGAUGUGAACGGGGUCGGUUUUAUUCUCAAUCCGAACGUUCAUAAUGCGCAGAAGACGGUUCCUUCGCAGUCUGGUAUAGGCACCAAUUCGGGCACGCAGGUAUCUCCGACCUCCGGCAGCUCGCUUAUUGGCCUCGGUCUCAACAGUCAACAAUCCCCUAAUAGAGCAUUCCAGUAUAAGGGCUCCAUUGCAAAGAAUCGUUUCAACUCGCGUUCUCCUUCCUCGGUUUUUUCAAAUCCGUUGAACAACACAAAACCCCCGUCGAGGUAUCGCCCGCCGGAACCUUAUUUAGAGUUUAAUCUACCGCCAGUUUUAGCUCUUCUUCUACAGUGCAACACUAAGGAUUUAGAAGUAAAUCUGAAAAGAUUACUAUUACAAAAUUAA